This is a messenger RNA of Aspergillus uvarum CBS 121591, 1284 nucleotides long. RefSeq lists its product as uncharacterized. Lineage: Eukaryota; Fungi; Ascomycota; Eurotiomycetes; Eurotiales; Aspergillaceae. The transcript has 3 exons. The record is from RefSeq and is a predicted model, not a curated record. The coding region runs from base 1 to 1284 and encodes 427 amino acids.
AUGGCUUGUCUAGCCGAAGCGGAUGCGGACAACCGAGAGCUAUGUAUUGUCAUGCCGCAUGGAAAACCACUUGCGGGAAUAGCGUGUUUUCUCUUGCGCCAUGACCGGUAUGAAGCCCACGUCUUGCUAUCGUCGCUAAGAGGGUUGGCUUUUAUGGCCGAGUCUCCAGCGCAGGAGCGUCUGUGCUGUCAUCGCAUACCGGGCAGCUCGCAAUUGUCGGGACACGACAUGCUCUUUCCCAAAAGCUUCAUCCAGGGUGUCACACUCCUCCUCAACCGGCUCAGCGCUGGUCACCUCAUGAAUUUUACUUGGAGCUACUCAUGGCUGCCCAAAGGGAUCCUGGAUUUGGAGGGCUACAUCCCGCAAUCGCAGCCCCAGCUCUCGUCGCUUGCGCUCUAUACAAGAGGCGCAAAUGACCGAGUCGAUGGUGGUUGUAUCAUUUCCAAAGACAUCAAUGUCGAUGGGCUUGUCAAACUCCGCCACCUCAGAACUCUGCUUGCUUGGCAUCUGGACCACGAUUCGACAGCCAUGAUGGAACGAGAACUAGAUCUCAUCCGCGAAAUUGGAUGGCACCGCGGCCGAAAUCGUCUGUACCGGGCACACUAUCGUCUUUUCAAGGAGCUCCAGGAAAUGAUUCGCACUGGCAUAAACGAUUUGUUGACUCUUUACUGUGGCGAGAUGGCUGCCCUCGGUGGAAUCCAAGGGCUUCUCGACCUCUACUGUUCGCAAUCGUUUCUCCCUUUCCAGGAAACGAUCGAGCUGUUGUGCCUAUUCUACCUGGAUCCGAGACUAGAUGUAGAGAAAUGUGAAAGUAUCCUGAAUUGCGGCUCCCAGCCGCUACCCUCGAGGAAUCAACUCCUUGCGCUACUAAGACUCCACUGUUCUCAGCCAUUGCCUACCACUGGCGAUGUUCCUGAGUUGUUGAAGCGUCUUGCCAGCCCCGAUCCUGCAUUGGCACUGGUGGAGCGGACUUUGGUCCGAUACUGCUCGGAGCGGGUUCCAUCCUUGUCGGAUGCGGUCAAGUUGCUAAACCUGUUUUAUUCGCAGCCCGGCCUUUCGUUGAGCCAGGCGGAAGAGCAUCUCAGCCGGUUCAGUUCGCAGCCCUCCCCACCCUUGAAGUCAAUCAUCGAGAGCUUAACUCAAUUCAAGUCACAGCAACAGUUUGUCUCAGUAGCAGACGUUGCCGUUGGAAUGCAGCAGCGGACGGAUGCGUUGGCAGGGCGGGCGCGCGAGGCGGAAGAUGCUUGGAAAGAGCUACUCCAAAACACUCAAUAUCACCAAUGA